Messenger RNA from Arabis nemorensis, 1587 nucleotides. NCBI's taxonomy places the organism in Eukaryota, Viridiplantae, Streptophyta, Magnoliopsida, Brassicales, Brassicaceae. The record is from the annotation of a GenBank genome assembly.
AUGUCCGGUAAUAAGAUAUCGAAUCUCCAAAGUCUUGUCUUCUUCCUCUACCGGUUUUUUGUUCUCCGGCGUUGGUGUCAUCGGAACCCUAAACCAAAACUCCAAAAAUGGCCUUCUCACGGUCUCCAUCAACGUCACGACUUAUCGCACCACACCUUGAUCUUCAACGUCGAAGGAGCUCUUCUCAAAUCAAAAUCUUUAUUCCCUUAUUUCAUGCUAGUAGCUUUUGAAGCCGGAGGGGUAAUAAGGUCAUUUUUACUCUUCAUUCUCUAUCCGUUGAUAUGUUUGAUGAGCUACGAGAUGGGCUUAAAGGCCAUGGUGAUGUUAAGCUUCUUCGGGGUUAAAAGGAAAAGCUUUCGGGCAGGGAAAUCGGUUUUGCCUAAGUAUCUUCUUGAAGAUGUUGGGCUCGAGAUGUUUGAGGUUUUGAAGAGAGGAGGUAAGAGAGUUGGUGUGAGUGAUUUGCCACAAGUUAUGAUUGAUGGGUUCUUGAGAGAUUACUUGAAGAUUGAAGUUGUGAUCGGGAGAGAGAUGAAAUUGAUUGGUGGUUACUACUUAGGCAUCAUGGAGGAUAAUAAGAAACAAGAGUUCGCUUUUGAUGAAUUGGUUCAAGAAGAAAAACUAAGUAGUGGUCAUGUCAUUGGCAUCACUUCUUUUAAUUUGCCAAGUCACCGAUCGCUAUUCUCUCAAUUUUGCCAGGAGAUUUACUUCGUCAGAAAUUCAGACAAGAAAAGUUGGCAAAUUCUACCGAGAGAUCAAUACCCUAAGCCAUUGGUUUUCCACGAUGGUCGUUUAGCCAUCAAGCCAACACCUUUAAACACACUCACAUUAUUCAUGUGGACCCCAUUUGCCGCCGCUCUAGCCGCCGCAAGACUCGUCUUUGGCCUAAACCUCCCUUACUCCUUAGCCUAUCCUUUCCUUGCCUUCACCGGUCUCCGCCUAACCCUCACGGUCAACAACCACAACCACCAAAUUUCUUCAUCUUCCGACAAGAAAAAAGGUUGCCUCUACGUGUGUAACCAUAGAACCUUAUUAGACCCACUUUACAUUUCUUACGCUCUAAGGGAAAAAAACAUCAAAGCUGUUACGUAUAGUCUAAGUAGAUUAUCUGAGAUUCUAGCUCCGAUCACUACCGUUAGAUUGACUCGUGACCGAGCCCAAGAUGGUCAAGCCAUGGAGAGAUUGUUGAGCCAAGGAGAUCUCGUGGUUUGUCCUGAAGGGACUACGUGUAGAGAGCCUUACGUGCUUCGGUUUAGUUCACUUUUCUCGGAGGUCAGUGACGUCAUCGUGCCGAUUGCUAUCGACUCACACGUGAGUUUCUUUCAUGGCACGACGGCUAGUGGGCUUAAGGCUUUUGAUCCGAUUUUCUUUCUCUUGGAUCCUUAUCCUUCAUACACCGUCCAAUUGCUUGAUCCUGUCUCUGGAGCAUCCACGUGUAGAGAUCCUAUUGAUGGAAAAUCUAAGUUCGAAGUGGCUAAUCACGUGCAGCAUGAGAUCGGGAAUGCAUUGGGGUUCGAGUGCACUAACCUCACGAGAAGAGAUAAGUACUUGAUCUUAGCCGGUAAUAAUGGAGUUGUCAGCGAAAAAUAA